CAACUAAAAACACGUGUUUUAUAAUAWAUAUAUWCAUAAAAAAAAGUUAUAAUAAAAACAACUAAUAAUAAAACAGUGAUUUAUUUUUCGGUUAAAUAAUAUCUACUAAUAAUAAUUGUGUCCACAAAUGAGUCGCGGAUUCGGUGGCGGUGGCCGUGGAGGAGGCGGUAAUCGAGGCGGCGGUCGGGGCUUCGGCGGAGGCCGUGGCGGCGGUGGUCGCGGAGGCGGCGGUUUCCGUGGACGCGGCGGUGGCCGAGGCGGCGGCUUUGGUGGUGGCCGUGGAGGUGGCGGUUGGGAUUCGGGACCGCCCGACUUUGUCAAAGAGUUUGGCCUCUAUACCCAUGAAUGUCAAAACCAAUUGGUCUGUAAGGCCACUGUCGAGGAGGUGCCGUUUUUCAAUGCGCCCAUCUAUCUGGAAAACAAGCAACAAAUCGGUAAAGUGGACGAAAUUUUCGGAUCGAUUCGCGACUACUCGAUAUCAGUGACACUAUCGGAGAAUAUGAAGGCCCAGUCGUUUCCCAUUUCGCAAAAGGUUUUCAUAGAUCCGGCAAAACUGUUGCCAUUGCAAAGGUUUUUGCCGCAACCCGGCGGUCGUGUAGCCAAACGGGGCGGCGGCCGUGGACGCGGUGGUGGCGGCGGUCGUGGCCGUGGAGGUGGCGGUUUCGGUAGAGGUGGCGGCGGAGGAUUCAGAGGCGGCGGAGGAUUCAGAGGCGGUGGAGGAGGAGGAAGAGGUGGCGGUAAUAGAAAUAGUUUUGGUCGCGGAGGUGGAGGCGGCGGCUUUGGUGGUGGCGGAGGAGGAGGUGGUCGCGGCUUCGGUAGAGGAGGUGGCGGCGGUUUUAGACGAUAAUAGUGACGGAUGUGUUGUGUUGUGUGUGUGUUAUAAUUUUGUUGACCGUUUUCUGGC
This is a messenger RNA of Oppia nitens, 904 nucleotides long. RefSeq names its product H/ACA ribonucleoprotein complex subunit 1-like (gene Gar1). Bases 128 to 847 code for a protein of 239 amino acids. Gene Ontology annotation, biological process: snoRNA guided rRNA pseudouridine synthesis; ribosome biogenesis. NCBI's taxonomy places the organism in Eukaryota, Metazoa, Arthropoda, Arachnida, Sarcoptiformes, Oppiidae. The transcript has 2 exons. Gene Ontology annotation, molecular function: box H/ACA snoRNA binding. The record is from RefSeq and is a predicted model, not a curated record. Gene Ontology annotation, cellular component: box H/ACA snoRNP complex.